AUGGCCAAGGCAAUCUCGCAUCCUGCCUCUGUCUACCACUCCCGAGAACAGGAUGAUAUGGGUGCAACUGCGCGGGCUCGAGCCCAGCAGUCUACACGGAAGCUGAGCAUCUCCCCAAACAUCUUGGAGCUCUUGACAGUGCCUUGUUGCUUGGAAGAAUUGGAAGUUGAUUACCGGCCUAGAAUUUCAGAAGACCUAAAAAUAGGUAGUGCAAUCUCAGAUCAGGCCACUCAAACUGAUGUAAGUGAAAUAGGAGAUCUAAAAGAGUUUAUCAUAACAACAAGAACUUUGUUAAAGUUCACAAAUUCUAUAUAUGAUGAUUUUGCAAUGUAUAAAAAUGUCCUUAAAACACAGUAUGAGGAAAAAAUACAUGAACAGGCAUCCAACCUCUGGUUAGAAAUAAGUGACAGACUGAAACACAUUGAGGACUUUUAUAAGCAGAAAGAAGUCAAAAUACGACAGAGCUACCAGCAACAGUUAUGUGAUGCCCUUGCAAUUCUCAAAUCAAACUAUGCAAAACAUUUCCAUACAGAGGUAAAAAUAUCUGCAGAGAGUGAAGAAUCUAUAGCCGCAAAGAUAGGAAGACUAAGGAACAAGAUUGAAGAGCAAGCGGCUACAAUCGAAAGUUUAGAAGGAGAACUACAGCAGCAGAAAGAAAGAGAAAAAAUAGACGGCUUCUUAAUCUUUCAGCUUCCAUAUGACAGAGACAUUGAAACAGAGUUGCUUCAGCAAGAAAAUCGGGAGUUCAAGGAACAAAUGGCUAGCCAGCUUGGCAAAUUUGCACGCCUUCAAGAAACUCUGAAACGCAAAGAGAAAGAACAUACUGACUUAGAGACUGAAAUGAAACAUAUGCAGGACAAAAAAGAAAGAGAUAUGAACACAAUUGAAAAGCUGCUGAACACUCAAGAAAUCCUAAAGUUGGAGCUUGACAGGGAGAAGCAGAGAGUUUUAUCAAAAGCUCGGGAAGUAAAAGAAGCACAAGACACUGUAGCCAAAUUAACAGGAGCUGUAGCUCAUACUGUACCAAAGGUGCCAUCAGUCCAUGAACCAAAACCAGGAAAGGGAGGGAAAAAACUGAAAGGAAAGGCAGCAAAAGAAGCCAUCGCCAGGGCAGCCAUCGCUAGGGUAGCCUCCACCAGGGAAGCCACUGCCAGGGAAGAUUCCGCCAAACAAAAAAGAGAAUUGGGACAAGAUCCAGCGGCUGAGAAGAAAGCAUUACUUGAUGAGAUAAAGAAGCUUAAAAAAGCUGAACAUGAGGCAAAGCUGCAUGUACAGAGACUUGAACAGGAGUUGCGUCAGUCUGGUCGAUCUUGGCAACUAAAAUUUGAAAUCCUGAAGAAAAGCAUGCAUGCCCUUAAGGAUGAGAUGUUCCUUAGACAGUCAUUACGUCAAUCAACCAAAUUUAGACGCCCAUCACUGGUUGAUAGGACAGCUGCUCCUCUGCAUAUCCAGAACCAGAACAUUCCAAAAUCAUUUUCAAGUAGUUUAUUUAUUCAAUAUGCACCUCUGCCAGAUAUUAGUUCCCAGAUAUCCAUAAGUUCUCAGACAGCCAUAGAGACAGACGAAAAUUUUGAUCUCAGUAAAAUUCCAGUUACAAUUGAAAUUCCCAGAGCGUAUGAGGGCGAGUCUGUGGAUGAAGAAGACUUUGAUGAAUUGCCCCAUCUGCCUUCACCCCUUUCUUCUGUACCCUGAUAAUGGGCAUAGGAGCCACCUGCAGGGAGACAGAGAGAGAAAGCAGGAAUUCACUGCAACAUCUGGUCUCACGCCAGGGCUAUCCGUGUGCAGCUCUAGCAAGAGUGGAUAAUUUAAGUUCUCCUAAUGAGCUC
This is a messenger RNA of Elgaria multicarinata webbii, 1826 nucleotides long. It is a transcript of the gene C1H10orf67, whose product is annotated as chromosome 1 C10orf67 homolog. The record is from RefSeq and is a predicted model, not a curated record. The coding region runs from base 1 to 1692 and encodes 563 amino acids. Lineage: Eukaryota; Metazoa; Chordata; Lepidosauria; Squamata; Anguidae. The transcript is spliced from 16 exons.